UAAUACAAUACCCCCAUGCAUUUUCAUUCGGGUCUGAACUGAACACAUUCCUUCCUCUCUUUCUCAUUCUUGUUUGAUGGCUACGGCGGUUCCCGCGCAAACCAUCGACGCCGAUGAACAAAUCCCAUGGCUCAAAGUUCUCCGCCAAACCGACUUAGCUAUAGAGAACAACACCGAUCCCAACCUAUGGUCGACGGAAAUCACCUCCACACUUCUCUCCUCCGCCGUCACUUUCCCUUCCGUCGAACUCGCUCACCGUUUAGUCUCUCAUUUAUUUUGGAACAAUCAUUCUCCCACCGCUUGGAAGCUUCUACAUUCUGCAGCUUCAUUCAACAUUAUUCCUCCUUUACUUCUCAUAUCUCUUCUCUCCACUAGGAUUGUUCCGAGCAGAGAACUUCAUCCUAUAGCAUACAGAUUGUAUAUGGAACUUCUCAAGCAAAAUGUCUUUAUGCUUCAAUCUCAUAUAUAUUCUCCGAACUAUCAAAAGAUUAUGGAAUCAAUUGAUGAUGUUCUUCAGCUUUCUCAAGUAUACAGCCGAAAGGUGUGUGAACCGGGAGUUGUUCUUGUUGAAUUUGUCUUUUCAAUUUUAUGGCAGUUACUUGAAGCAUCUUUGGAUGAUGAAGGGUUAUUAGACCAUGGUCCAGAGAAUAAGCCAAGAUGGAUAAGCAGGUCAAAUGCUAUGAGUAUUGAUGAGCCUGACUGCAUCAAUGGAAUGAAAACUGAGCAGAAGGAGGGGUUGCAGAGGGAAAACACAGCUAUGGCUAUUGAGAUCAUUGUUGAAUUUUUGCAAAAUAAAAUGACAUUGAGGCUUCUUUCCUUAGUUCAUCGAAACAUGCCAUCACACUGGGGAUCUUUCAAUCACCAAAUGCAGCUGCUUGCAUCAAACUCUUCCAUUUUGAAGAAUUUGAAACAUAUUAAUGCAGACACCCUUUUAUCUUUGAUGGAAAAUAUCCAUGGGUUUGGGUCUAAUGAAUGCAAUACAACAUCUAAGCUGGAGUCUAAUGUAGUCAUAUCUGCUGGUUCUCAGAUAUAUUUUGCUGGUCAAUAUUAUGGCAGUAGUUGGUCUUCACUUUGGCUUCCUAUUGAUCUUAUACUCGAAGAUGCUUUGGACGGAGGGCAAGUAGCAGCUUUUAGUGCUAUUGAAAUUAUUACUGGUUUGGUAAAGAUUUUACAUGCAGUUAAUGGCACUAUGUGGCACAAAACAUUUUUGGGUUUAUGGAUUGCAGCACUGCGGUUGGUUCAGAGGGAAAGGGAUCCAAAUGAACGUCCUAUACCUCGGCUUGAUACUUGUAUGUGUAUGUUAUUGAGCAUUACAACCCAUGUGGUCACAAAUAUUAUUGAAGAAGAAGAAAGUGAACUGAUUGAAGAAGCUGAUAGUAGCCCUACAAAUCGAGGAAAAAAUAAACAGGCUCUGGGGAAGCGUCGUGGAGAAUUGAUUACCAGCUUACAGUUCUUGGGUGAUUAUGAGAAUUUGCUUACUCCGCCUCAAGCUGUUCUCACGGAAGCCAAUCAAGCUGCUGCCAAGGCUAAUAUGUUUGUAUCAGGAAACCCUGUGGGUAGUGGGUCCUCAGAAUCAUUGAGCAUGGAUGACUUGCCUAUGAAUUGUUCUGGCAACUUGUGGCAUCUAAUUGUUGAGGCUUGUAUUGCAAGAAAUCUACUUGACACGUCAGCUUAUUUUUGGCCUGGCUAUGUGAAUGCCUGCAGCAAUCAAACUCCCUGUAGCGUUUCUAAACACAUGGAUGGCUGGUCUUCAUUGAUGAAGGGAUCACAGCUAACUCCUGGAUUAGUUGAUGUCUUAGCUGCAACUCCUGCGUCCAGCUUAGCGGAGAUCGAAAAGAUAUAUGAAAUUGCAAUCAAUGGUUCAGAUGAAGAGAAGAUAUCUGCUGCUACCAUUCUGUGUGGGGCAUCUCUUGUACGUGGAUGGAAUGUACAGGAGCACACUCUUCUUUUUAUCACAAAUUUGCUCUCACCUAUUUGUCCUCCCAAUCACACUGAGACUGAAAACCAUUUAAUCAGCCAAGCUCCAUUUCUAAACGUCCUUCUUGUUGGAAUUUCAUCUGUAGACUGUGUUCAUAUUUUCUCCCUACAUGGUUUGGUUCCAUUACUUGCAGCAGGGCUAAUGCUAAUAUGUGAGGUUUUUGGGUCAUGUGUUCCUGAUGUCUCAUGGACUGUCAAAACCGAAGAAAAAGUCUCUCAUUGUGAGGUGUUUUCUAAUGCAUUUACUCUUUUACUGAGAUUCUGGCGGUUUGACUUUCUACCCGCUGAACAAGUAAGGAGUAAUGCAGCAACUCCGCCAUUGGGAUCGCUAUUUAGUCCCGAAUUCCUCUUAUUGGUUAGAAACUAUAGAGUAGCAUCGUUUGGAAGGUCAGCAAAGGACAGUCUAAAACUCAAAAGACUGUCAAAAUUGUUACAUUUUUCUAAGGAACCUGUAUUUAUGGAUUCCUUUCCAAAACUAAACUUUUGGUAUCAGCAACAUCAAGAAUGCAUUGCUUCAAUUCGCUCAGGUCUUGUGCCUGGAGGGCCUGUUCAUCAGAUUGUUGAUGCUUUACUAAGCAUGAUGUUUAGGAAGGUAAAUGAUGGUUCUGAACCUUCGACACCUUCGACCUUAGGAAGCAGCAGUUCAUGUGGAUCUGGGUCUGCAUUGGAUGAUGCUUUAAUGAAACUAAAAGUGUCUGCAUGGGAUAUCUUGAAAGCCAUUCCCUUUGUGUUGGAUGCUUCUCUGAAUGCUUGUGCUUAUGGAAGAGUCUCUACCCGUGAAUUGGCUACAGGCCUCAAAGAUCUAGCUGAUUUUUUGCCAGCAUCUUUGGUUACCAUUGCAAGCUACUUUAAAGCUGAAGUUACACGGGGCAUAUGGAAGCCAGCUUUCAUGAAUGGAACUGAUUGGCCUAGCCCUGCUGCAAAUUUAUCCCUUGUUGAGCAACAGAUAAAGGAAAUUCUAGCAGCCACAGGUGUUGAUGUACCAAGCCUUGCUGUUGACGGAGACUCUCAAGCUACACUUCCUUUGCCUUUGGCAGCUUUCGUAAGCCUAUCAAUAACAUACAAACUUGAGAAAGGCACAGGGAGAUUCCUGGUCCUCAUUGCCCCAGCUCUUAAUGCCCUUGCUUCUGGUUGCCCCUGGCCUUGCAUGCCCAUUCUGACCUCUUUAUGGAUCCAAAAGGUGAAGCGUUGGAGUGAGUACUUUGUGUUCAAGGCUUCUGGAACUGUCUUCCACCACAACAGAGAUGCUGUAGUUCAACUACUAAAAAGUUGCUUCACAUCCACUCUUGGACUUGGCUCUACUGGUAUUAAUAAUAGUGGUGGUAUUGGUGCCCUUCUAGGUCAUGGCCUUGUUUCCCAAGCAGCCGGUGGAAUCUCUCCAGUUGCUCCGGGGAUUCUUUACUUAAGAGUGUACCGUUCUAUUGGAGAUAUCAUGUUUUUGAAUAAAGAAAUCAUGUCAAUUCUAAUGCUUUCAGUUAGAGACAUAGCAAAUAGUGAGUUACCGAAAGACAAUGUAAAGAAACAACUCAAGAAUGGAAUGAAAUUUGGACAGGUUUCUCUUCCCAGAUACAUGGCACGAGUCAAGCAUGCUGCACUACUAGGGGCUUCAUUGGUUUGGAUAUCAGGUGGAUCAAAGUUGGUUCAAUCUUUGAUAGGAGACACUGUUCCUUCCUGGUUUUUAUCAGCUGAUAUGUUAGAGCAGGAUGGUGGCGAAUCUGGAGUGCUGGUUGCUAUGCUUAGAGGCUACGCACUGGCGUUUUUUGUUAUGCUUAGUGCAGCAUUUGCAUGGGGUAUUGACCAUUACUCAGUUCCACCAAAACGACGAGCAAGGGUUAUUGGCUUGCAUUUGGAAUUCCUUGCAAGCACCCUGGAGGGGAAUACAUCGCUUUGUUGCCAUUGUGCUACUUGGCGAACAUAUGUUUCAGGUUUUGUGGGCUUGAUGGUGGGUUGCACUCCAAUGUGGGUCCGUGAAGCUGAUGUGGAAUUGUUGAAGAGACUAAGCAAGGGAUUAAGACAAUUGGAUGAACAUGAGUUGGCUCUUCGCCUUUUGGAAAUUGGAGGAAUAGGCGUCAUGGGUGCGGCAGCUGAAAUGAUAAUAGAAAUUGAACGUAGGUUGUAAUUCUAUCUGAACUGGCAAAUACUAUACUGAUCCAUGAUUUAUAGGCUUUAACUCUAAAGGAUGUUAGUAAUCUUUCUAUAUUUUUAGAAAAACCAGCCGUGUAUAUACCUUGCAAUGAAUUCUAGUUUAUCGCGAUGUUAGUCGCUUAUUAAUCAAUUACAGCUGACAAUAGUAAAUUUUUGUUUUCAAAUUA
Cicer arietinum (chickpea) is the source of this 4289-nucleotide messenger RNA. Its product is annotated as mediator of RNA polymerase II transcription subunit 33A-like. Gene Ontology annotation, biological process: regulation of phenylpropanoid metabolic process. NCBI's taxonomy places the organism in Eukaryota, Viridiplantae, Streptophyta, Magnoliopsida, Fabales, Fabaceae. Gene Ontology annotation, cellular component: mediator complex. The record is from RefSeq and is a predicted model, not a curated record.